Cicer arietinum (chickpea) is the source of this 2726-nucleotide messenger RNA. Its product is annotated as peptidyl-prolyl cis-trans isomerase CYP63. Gene Ontology annotation, biological process: protein folding; protein peptidyl-prolyl isomerization. Gene Ontology annotation, molecular function: peptidyl-prolyl cis-trans isomerase activity; cyclosporin A binding. Gene Ontology annotation, cellular component: cytoplasm. Lineage: Eukaryota; Viridiplantae; Streptophyta; Magnoliopsida; Fabales; Fabaceae. The record is from RefSeq and is a predicted model, not a curated record.
CAAUGGAUGGAAUAAAGAGAAAAUAGAUUAUUGGGCCAGAUUGGACGACCCAAAUCCAGUUCAACAACGUUCUCGUGCUUCCUCUAUCUCCCAAGCAUGAAUAUGAACUUCCUCCGUAUUAUCAUCAGUGUUCAGUGAUAUAGAGCUGUCGCCUCCGUUUACGAUUAAUGCUGAUGCUCUUUGUGACACGCCCUUGGAUCAUUGCUGCUGAUUCUUGAUUGUUUUCUACCUUUCUAAUUUGCGUCGGAAGCAUCUUAUUUGCAAGGCAAUGAGUCUGGAAAAGAAUCCUUGUGUUUUUUUAGAUGUAUCAGUUGAUGGGGAUCCCGUGGAAAGAAUUGUUAUUGAGCUUUUUUCUAGUAUAGUUCCUAAGACAGCCGAGAAUUUUCGGGCCCUUUGUACAGGUGAGAAAGGCAUCGGAGAAUCAACUGGGAAACCUUUGCAUUAUAAAGGAACAUGUUUUCAUCGUGUAAUUAAAGGGUUUAUGGCUCAAGGUGGUGAUUUUUCAAGGGGUAAUGGCACUGGUGGAGAAAGUAUAUAUGGAGGAAAGUUUGCAGAUGAAAAUGUCAAACUAAAACAUGAUGGACCUGGUAUCCUUUCAAUGGCUAAUAGUGGUCCUAACACCAACGGAUCUCAGUUUUUUAUUAUAUUCAAGCGUCAGCCUCAUCUUGAUGGGAAACAUGUUGUUUUCGGAAAAGUUGCCAAGGGAUUGGAGAUUCUGAAGAAAAUGGAGCAGUUGGGAACAUCCGACGGGAAACCUGCCCAGCCAAUUAAAAUUGUUGAUUGUGGUGAAAUCUCUAAAGCAAAAAGCCAGCAUACAGUGGAGAAGGAGAAAGGGAAAAGGAGAAAGUCAGCAAAAUCUUUAAUUUCUGAUGAUAGUUCUGAUGCCGACAAAAAACCAAGUAGAAAAAGAAAAACAUCUUCCAAAGACAGAAGGAAGAGAAGGAGGAGAUACUCAACAUCUGAUAGUGACAGUGAUAGUGACAGUUAUUCCUCAGAUUCUGAAUCAGAUUCUGACUCAGAUUCAUCGUAUUCUGAUUCAAGUUCUUCUAGUGAUGGGAAACACCAGAAUAGGAAGAAAAAUAAUCGUAGGCAUGGGAAGAAGAGAAGUAUUGGACGGAAGCAGAAAAGAAGCCAACACAGUCGUAGAAGAUCAAAGCACAAGUCCAAAAGGAGUUCUGAAGGUUCAAGUGAUUCAGAAAGUGAGAGUUCCAGUGCUAGUGGUAGUUCUGGUGAUAAGAAAGCUGAUCGUCAUGUCUCUGGUCGUAAAAAACAGGCCGACAGCAAAGCUAAAAAAAAUCUAGACACAGGAAAGCAAUCUUCUAGCCUUCCCUUACAAAGUCAAACUAUUCCAGAACUAGGGGUGGAUCCUAAGGUUAGAAGGACUAUGGACAAACAAUCACACGAAGAAGGUGAAUUGUCUCCAGAAAAUGGCGAAUUUCUGAAUAACAGGCAUGAUAUUCAAGCUGAAUUUAGUAAACCUGCUAAUCAACAUGGUUAUUCAGAUGAUUCAAAUCGCAAAAGAGAUGUGAGUCCCGGAAGAAGUCCUGCUGGGAGUCCUACCAAGAAUUCAGAGGAGCUCAAACGACGUGCUUUACCGGCUAGUCCUGACCAAAAAGCAUCUGAACUUGCUGCCUCCAAACAUGGCCGGGGAAUUUCAAAAAGCCCUUCGCCAAAUGGUAUGCCAAAGCGCGUUAAAAAAGGACGAGGCUUUACGGAGCGUUAUGCCUUUGUACGCAGAUAUCGUACUCCAUCUCCAGAGCGGUCUCCCCAUGCAUAUCGUUAUGGCGAAAGAAAUAUAAGAAGGAAUUUUAAUAGAAAUACAAGCUACAGAAGUUAUUCUGAGCGCUCACCACCACGACGUUUUCGAAGCCCACCAAGGCGCAGGAGCCGUCCCAGAUACCAGAGCAGAAGAAGUCAGAGUAGGAGCAUCUCCCACAGUCCAGAACGAGGCCGAUAUAGAGACAAUGGUCGUGGUCGGAGUCCAAUACGUAGUGUUAGCCCAGAAGGCAGGCGACCUUCCAUAAGUGACAGAUUAAAAUCCCGACUUGGUGCACGAGAUAAUCAACAAUCUCCAGACAGAGAUAGGCCAAAGUCAAAUUCGAGGAGCAAUGGCUCUUCAAGUUCAAGAUCGCCUGAUGCUACACCCCCAAAGCGUUAUGACAAAAGGACUUCUGUAUCUCGUAGCAGGUCUAGAUCGAGCUCUGCAUCCGGACAUAAGGGUUUGGUUUCGUAUGGAGAUGCUAGUCCUGAUUAUGGGGCUAGGUAGUAUUAUGCUGACUGGAUAACAGCUUUCAAGUCCCAACCGGAGCUGAAAUUUCUAAACAUUCUGUAGCAAGUCUCAGCCAAAGGAGAAAUACUUGGACACAACCUCACACAGGUGUUUCUCCAGCCAAAGACCCUCGAGUAAUGUGGGGCACUACUUCGCGGCUUACAUAUUGUCGCGUCUUUAGUGGAGUUCUGAUGUUGAGCUUAAAGUAUUGUGUGUCAGCUUAAAAAUUACUAACAACAAGCCUUUUGUUGUCAAAAACUUGAAUUGAUCCAUUAUUGUUUUUUGACUUCAACCGUCAUGUUUGUGUUCAUUAUUAUUUGUCCUGAAAUAAUUUUAUUUACAGUUUUUUCUCUCCUUUCAAAGUAAUCCUAUCUAAGUGUAAGACCUGAACCGAACUUUCUGGUUUUAUGAACUUUUUCCUGCAAAACUUGAAUCAAAUUGUACCCACAAUUUUUUA